AUGGCUUUCACCCACUGGAAGGGAAACUUGUUCUUCCUUCUCACCGUGCUCAAGAACACCUACGUGCUUGAUCUGAAAUUGGAGCCACUUCCGGAACCAAAAGGGGAUGAUUUCAAAGAAUUGAAGGCUACAAGGAAGAAGCGUGAAGAUGAUGAAGUCAUGUGCCGGGGUCAUAUUCUCAACACUCUCUCUGAUAGGCUCUACGACCUCUACAACUCGAUGAAGUCUCCGGUGGAGAUUUGGAACUCUCUUGAAUACAAAUACAAAACUGAGAAGGAAGGUACGGACAAAUUUCUCAUCUUGAAAUAUCUUAAAUUUGUCAUUGUUGAUAUUAACUUCGUUCUAUAUCAAAUACAUGAAUUGCAAGUCAUUGUUACUAAGCUUCAUGAAUUGAAAAUUAAAAUUUCUGAAUCAUUCCAAGUGGGGGCAAGUAUUGCUAAAUUGCCUCAAAGUUGGAAUGUUUAUAGAAAGAAACUCCUUCAUAGGAGAGAUGGCAUAACUUUUGAGGAAUUACAAAAACACUUGAGGAUCGAAGAAGAGACUAAGUAUUGUGAUCCCAAUGACAAGAUUAUUGAUUCCUCUAAGGUUAAUGUUGCCGAAGCUAGUAAGUUUUUCAAGAACUUCAAAGUCAAUAAUGACAAAAAGUUUAAAAAGCCCGGUAGUGGCCAAAAGAAAUUUUUUAAAAAUUAUUUCUUUUGUAGAAAGAAAGGCCAUCGCCAAAAUGACUGCAGAUACAAGAAGAAAAAGGAAGAAGUUAACACCAACAAGGCCAAUACUAUUGAAGAGAAAUCUGAAGACAUUUGUGCUAUGGUCUCGGAAAUGUAA
This is a messenger RNA of Morus notabilis, 825 nucleotides long. RefSeq lists its product as uncharacterized. The record is from RefSeq and is a predicted model, not a curated record. NCBI's taxonomy places the organism in Eukaryota, Viridiplantae, Streptophyta, Magnoliopsida, Rosales, Moraceae. The transcript has 2 exons. The coding region runs from base 1 to 825 and encodes 274 amino acids.